CUAUGCACGAAAGAAGUUGAACCAAUCAAACAAUCGGGUGGAAGGCAAUGAUACAUCCUUUCUUACCUAAUUAGGUAUUUCGUAAGCCCGGCCUAACAUCGCAACAUUUCUUACGCCGCAAGCCAAUUCAUGCGGUUCAAAACAUUACCUAUUUCGUCUCGAAACGAUGGGUCCGGCUAUUCAUGCGAUUCACAAACAUUGCCUAUUCUGUCUCUACGCUAUGGGCCGAGUUAGGCAAGACAAUUAGGUGAUUAUACGUGACUAUCAAUCCUCGUCGAUGUCGUCGACGGUAGCGAGUGCGAGUGAUGGUACGAUUCGGGGGCUAGAUGCCGUUCUGUAUUGAGUCUGCUGGAAACUGCUCGAGUAUUAAUAUAGUCUCCUCCGGACUCAUCUUCAGGACUUUAUCUCAGCAUCAUCAUCAUCUCAUCUCACGACAUUCUACCAAUCUCAGAACAAACUAUCAGAACUCUAUCACCAACUCUAAAUCCUUCUCGAUCCAAAUUCAAGAUGCCUUUCUCCGUUCUCUUCCUCGCCACCCGCAAGGCCGGUACCACACCCGAGGCCUUCAAGGACCACUACGAGAACACCCACAUCCCUCUCCUAAAGGCGGCUGCCGGCGCCGCCUUCCCCCAGACCCACACCCGCCACUACAUCCACCGUGCCGAGGGUCAGGCUCACGUCCUGCUCGGAACUCAGGGUGACUUCGACUACGACGUCGUCGUCGAACUCAGCUUCCCCGACCAGGCCGCCUUCCAGGCCUACGCCGCCGCCACCCACUCCGGCGACGCCCAGGCCAAGAUCUCCGCCGACGAGGAGUCGUUCAUUGACCGCUCCAAGUCGCGUGCCGUCAUCCUCGGCAGCACCGAAGUCACCAAGGCAUAAGGGGCUGCUGCUUCAUCAUUCGCUACGCCCUGAUGGAUGGACCUACCGCAUCCGCUCUUCUCUUGUAGAGUCUUAUUUCGUAGGAUGGCAUCUAUUCGAGUAACGAGAUUAUGUGGACGACUUUGGAUGGGCGGGAGAAUUCACUUGAAGACACGAUGUUUUUAGCUGGAAAGUCUGAAUGAAAAAGUUUUGAUCCA
Molecule: messenger RNA, 1079 nt
Organism: Annulohypoxylon truncatum
Lineage: Eukaryota; Fungi; Ascomycota; Sordariomycetes; Xylariales; Hypoxylaceae
Product: EthD domain-containing protein
Exons: 1
Coding region: 508-882 (124 amino acids)
Molecular function (GO): oxidoreductase activity
Source: RefSeq, a predicted model, not a curated record